AAUGAGUGCGCAUAGACGCGUCUACUAUGCGGUCUACUUGGUGUUGAUCCUGCUGAUCCUGGCCGUGCUUUCUUACAAUUUCACUGGGAAUCUCUGCGGUUCCAAAGAGAAAUCCCCAAAUAAAAGCAUUUCUAAAGCUGAGGUAGAUUCACUGUACGAUGACAUCAGAAUACUCUGCAUGAUACCAUACAACUACAACAAUCCCAGCACUGCAAAAUAUGUAAAGCGAACGUGGGGAAAACACUGCAAUGUCUUGCUCUUUGUCAGCGGAAACGUCGAUGAUGAACUUGAGCCGUAUGUGCCAGGAAUCAAUACUACAGACAAUUGGACUCUGGUGCAUCGAGGCUUGAUACAUACCUUUGAGGUCUACAAAGACGAGGCCGAAUGGUUUCUUAAAGUAGAAGACUCUAGCUUUGUAGUUCUGGAGAACCUCCGCUUUAUAAUACACAGUAAGAAAUUUGUAUCUACUGCGCCGAUCUACUUCGGCCAUGAACUGGAAAAUAUAUACGCACAUAAGCCAUUUGUCUUCUCCAAAAGUGGCUAUGUGAUUAGCCAUGAGGCACUAAAACGCUAUGUGGACCUAGGCAGGAAUCCAAACAACAACCACUGCCAACACUUGGAGGGCUUUACGGAGGAGCUGGAGUUGAGUCGGUGUCUAGGUCAUGUGGGUGUCACCGCUGUAGACAGCCGUGAUGAGGACGGAAAUGAGACCUUCAUGCCCGUUCAUAUGGAUCACCAUUUUUUGGAGGGCUAUGAUUACAUAAACUGGCUAAAGAACAUGGCAUACCAUAAGGUGGACAGAGCAGCAGUCCCUUUGUCUAAACGCGCCAUAACUUUUCGUGUUGAAUAUCCACCUGAAAUAUACGUUUAUUAUUAUUUUGUUUACCGAGUGCAAUUGUUCGGCCUUCCUAUGCAAAGCUUUCCUAAAUCUUCUAAUUAAUAAAAGAGUGUCUUUAUUAGCUGGGCUUCUAGGUUAAAUGACACAACCACAGAAAGUAUGUUUUACUUUCUAGAAGAUCAUGUAAGUUGC
Messenger RNA from Drosophila obscura, 1030 nucleotides. Its product is annotated as glycoprotein-N-acetylgalactosamine 3-beta-galactosyltransferase 1. Lineage: Eukaryota; Metazoa; Arthropoda; Insecta; Diptera; Drosophilidae. Gene Ontology annotation, molecular function: N-acetylgalactosaminide beta-1,3-galactosyltransferase activity. The transcript is spliced from 4 exons. Bases 2 to 940 code for a protein of 312 amino acids. The record is from RefSeq and is a predicted model, not a curated record.